Molecule: messenger RNA, 396 nt
Organism: Octopus sinensis (East Asian common octopus)
Lineage: Eukaryota; Metazoa; Mollusca; Cephalopoda; Octopoda; Octopodidae
Exons: 2
Coding region: 1-396 (131 amino acids)
Source: RefSeq, a predicted model, not a curated record
AUGGAAACAAUUCUAAGAGAAACGCAAGAUUCUCUUGAUCAGUUAGAGAAGAAAAUUUUUCACAUAUCUCCUGAAAUGCUCAAAGAAUUUUACGAUUUUCGACUUAAUUUUAUGAAAAAUUUUGACGAAUCAAACGAUGCUAUUGAUAUCGCCCAACUAUGUGUAUUUUCCCGUUUAAUCUUCCAUGAUCUAACUGUCAAGGAAGAGUUAUUUGCUAUUAUACCUAUGAAAGAAAGAACAACUGGUGAAAAUAUUUAUAAUUCUUUCAAAACGUUUUUGUUAUCAUUCGAAUUAUUACCGUUAAUGAAGAAACUUGUAUCCAUAACAACAGAUGGAGCCCCUGCAAUGAUUGGGAAUCAAAAUGGAUUUAUUGCAUUUUGUCGGAAAGCAAACUGA